Molecule: messenger RNA, 5807 nt
Organism: Cydia splendana
Lineage: Eukaryota; Metazoa; Arthropoda; Insecta; Lepidoptera; Tortricidae
Exons: 2
Coding region: 1-5541 (1846 amino acids)
Biological process (GO): DNA integration
Molecular function (GO): zinc ion binding; nucleic acid binding
Source: RefSeq, a predicted model, not a curated record
AUGGAUCAAGUUUGGGAAACCAUAGUAAAAGCGACUUCUGGCCGACUCCUAGAACUGACUGCCUCGGCCAAACAAAUAAGUGUACUAAACGUAUUAAACGCAGAGGUAGUCGCGUCUAAAUUAGAAAGCGUAUUACUGAAAUUAACCAAUGAUUUAAACAAUUACUUCAAAUACGUCAAUAAUCCAUCGGCAGAUGAUAUUUCAAAUAUAUCCACGUAUCAAUUGGAAGCGGAGGAGGUCCUGAGUGAGCUCAAGGUUAAAAUAGAACAUUCUAAGGUCAAGGACACUUCAUCCACUAAAUGUAAAACUGGAAAACUUCCAGUAUUGAGUUUACCCACUUAUGAUGGCGACAUACUUAACUGGCACUCCUUUUGGGACCAGUUCAAGUCUCAAAUCGACCAGCGAGAGUUAUCAAAGGUUGAUAAAUUUCUUUAUUUGUCUGCGGCUUUAACUGGUGAGGCUAAAAACUUAGUCAAAGGCUUACAAGCUACAAACGCGAAUUAUGACAUAGCGGUUGCCACACUCAAGGAACGCUACGGUAAAGAGAGCUAUAUUAAAGACGCUCAUUAUGCAGCACUGAACAAAAUAGUACCCGCUACUGAUGUUAUAACAGAUUCUCGUAGAGUAUAUAAUGAAGUUGAACGUCAUCUUCGAGUCUUAAAUGCCUUAGGAGAAGAUAUUUCUCACAGUUUCUUUAGAACAAUAAUAUACGAAAAAUUUCCAGAAACUAUAGUCUACGAGUUGAAAAGAGUUAUAAAAGACGACUCUACAGAAGAGAUAAGGAUGCAACUUUCAAAGCUGCUAGCAGACAAGGAAGAAGUCUUUAAAACCAAACAAACUGUAACAGAUGUAGAAGGUUGUACCACAGGGACCUUACAAGUGGUAGAAAAUAUUUCCAAAAUUAAUAAAAAACCAUUUUAUAAUACCUUUAGUGAAGGCCAAAGGAAGAAAUCUCAUCGUGACUUCACAAGAAAACGAACAUUCAAGGGAGACAACCUUCAACCAGAAUAUGGAAAGAAACCUCGAAUUAGUUGCCGAUUCUGUAAUACCCCUUCACAUUACAGUGACGAAUGCACUAAGUAUGCAACGCUAAAAGAGAGAAAGCAGAGACUAGGCAGAAGGUGCUAUUUAUGCCUGAAAGAAGGACACUUUAUACACAAUUGCAGAAUGAGAUUUAGAUGUCAUCACUGUAAAGGAAAACAUCAUCGAGCGCUUUGCCCAAAACAGUUGAAGUCUGCUAUACCUAAGGCGGUAGCUGCAGGUGAGAAUACAACUUCAAGUCUUAAAAUUGUUGAUCAAAACACAAUAAACUUUAGCUCAGUAUGUUUUUAUUCUUGUUUGCAGACAGCAACUGCAGUAAUAAGGAAUAAGACUGAACGGGGUACUCCACAGUCAUGCCGCAUCUUACUAGACUGUGGAAGUCAAAGGAGCUACAUAACAUCUAAGUUAGCUCAAUCAAUCAAUUUUACACCAGAAAAUGAAGACUUGCUUAUGGUAUACACAUUUGGUUCAAAUAAACCUAAGGAGAUUAUUAGUCCUACGGCGGAAAUCUACUUGGAGACCAAACGUGGCUUACAGAAGAGGAUAAGAGUAAAUGUAGUCCCACAUAUCACUAAUGCUAUCCCGAUACUUAACUUUCCUGACAAGAUACCUGUAGAUAUAAUAGCUGAUGAUGACUCAUUGGGAGACAAAAUUAAUGUACUGAUCGGAAACAACUAUUAUUUCUCCUUUAUUAGAGGGACUCGUCAACAUAUUGGACAGAAUUUAUAUUUAAUUGAUACCGACUUUGGUUGGAUGUUAACAGGGAGUACAGAUGGGAACAUUUAUGACUAUGACAAUGCUCUUUCCAUAGUAACAUAUUGUCAAUGCCACGGACCUAGUUGUCCAUAUUUUACAGAACCCGACUUACCUCUGAGAAAUGUCGACAUGAAGUUCUUAUGGGCACUUGAAAGCAUUGGUAUAACGGACUCUCCUAAGACAACUAGGGAAGAAGAAGCGGUGAAAUUCUUCAAUGAUACCAUCAAGUAUGUAGAAGGACGGUAUGAAGUAAAGUGGCCUUGGAUUCAGUUCCCUCCAGAGAUACCAACCAAUUACAAUCUGGCUUAUGGAAGAUUGAAAAGCCUACUGAGGAGAUCUGAUAGCGAGACAUUAAUAGAAUAUGAUCGGAUACUGUCUGAACAACUUGAAGCCAAUGUCAUUGAAGUUAUAGAACCCCAAACAGUACCGAUAUAUCAGGUAAACCCACCUAUUCACUACUUACCUGGUCAUAUAGUGAAACAAGAAGGGAAAAGGGGGCGUAUUGUCUAUGACGCAUCAGCUAAAGUAAAAGAUUAUAAGAGCCUAAAUGAAUGUAUGUAUCGAGGACCAUCAAUGUUAGAAGAUCUAACCGCCCUACUUCUAAAGUUCAGAUGUGGUGAAGUGGGAAUAACAGCGGACAUAGAGAAAGCCUUUCUUCAAGUCGGUCUCCAAGAUGAAGAUAGAGAUGUCACGAGAUUCCUCUGGGUAAAAGAUCUGUCCAAAGAACCCACUGAGGACAAUAUUCUUCAUUACAGAUUUUGUAGAGUACCGUUUGGAAUCAUUUCGAGCCCGUUUCUCUUAACAGCCACAAUACGACAUCAUUUAUCACAAGAUGAAACCUUUCUUAAGAACAUUGCUGACAGAUGUUACGUUGACAACCUUGUGACAUGCGCUGAAGACUACAACAAAGCUACCACGUUAUAUGAAGAAACCAGAAAAGUCUUCAAAGAGUUGGGCAUGAAUAUUCGAGAAUGGAUGUCAAAUGAUAAACAUUUUUUGGAAACUAUUCCUGAGCCACUAAGAGCACCACAAAAAGACCGAAUAAAGGUUCUAGGCCUUAUGUGGAACGUGGAAAAGGAUAAUUUGGAACUGAAAUUAAAUGAUAACUCCUUAGAUUGCCAUGAGAAGAAGGUUACUAAAAGGGAUGUUUUACGCACAUUAGCAAGGGUUUAUGACCCAUGUGGAUUCGCUUCACCACUUAUACUACCUGCAAAAAUAUUCUUUCAACAGCUCUGCGAGAUGAAGAUUAAAUGGGAUACGAACUUGUCAACAGAGCUCAUUCAUAAAUGGUCAAAAAUAUUAGACAACCUUAAACUGACUAGAGAUAUUGAAGUACCACGACAUGUAGGAAAUGUAUCACCAAAGUCAAAGGUAAAAUAUGAACUUCAUACAUUUACAGAUGCUUCGAUGAAGGCAUAUGCUGCAGUGACAUAUCUACGUAUAGUCGGAGAGAGAGAAAAUAAGAUAGCAUUCCUUAUGUCAAAGGCCCGCAUAACACCCUUAGAGGAUCAAAAAGAUUUGAAAAUACCCCGGCUGGAACUGUUAGCUUAUUUAAUUGGUAGCAGGCUAAUGAAGUAUGUCAAAGCAAACAUAGACUUACACAUACAGAAACAAUAUUUGUGGACUGAUAGUCAGGUUGUACUCGGCUGGAUCAAAUCGAAUAAACUGCUAUCUCCGUUUAUUACUCGCCGUGUUAACGAAAUCAAGGAGAACAAAGGCUUCGAAUUUCGCUAUGUAGAUACAAAUAGAAACCCAGCCGAUUUAGCUACUCGGCCUGAGCUGUGGGAGAGUAAAAAGGGAUUAUGGUUCAAGGGGCCUGAAUUUCUGUCCAAGGAACCAGUACAUUGGCCGAGUAGUACAAUAUCUGAAGAUCGACAAGCCUUUCUUGUUGCUGGGGAGGGCCUGGAUAUCAUCAAUGAUCCAGAGAUGUCAGUGGAGGAUUGUGAAAAGGACAUACCUGAUGUUCAGCUCGAUAUGGAUCUUGAUGGUCAGAUAGCUCAAGAACAGGAACAUGCUAUCCAGGUAGAGACUGAUAUUAGUGGAGACAAGACACAUGUAACAGAAAUUAUAAAUCUACAAAAGGAACAUUUCCCAGAAGAAGUGAGUGGAAAGGAAACUCAUUUGACGCGAAACUUAGGGCUGUAUCUAGACGUAGAUGGAUUGCUUAGAAGUCGAGGACGACUGUCAAAUACUCGUUGGUCCUAUGAUAUGAAGCACCCAAUCCUUUUACCGCCCAAAUCUAGUUUCACAGAUAAGGUUAUCCGAGAGACCCACGAAGAAAACUACCAUGUGGGAGUUCCACAUACCUUGAAUAUCAUCCGUGAAAAAUACUGGAUACCACAGGGUAGGGCACAAGUACAGAGGGUACUUAAAACCUGCAAUCAAUGCAUUAAACAGGGCGGAGGACCCUACCGGCUUCCUCCUACACCGGCCUUACCAGUGGAGCGAGCGAAUUACAGUGAUCCUUAUACCUAUACAGGUCUUGAUUAUUUCGGCCCAGUAAUGGUUGCAACAAAACUAGGAAAAGAGAAACGCUGGGUAUGUUUAUAUACGUGUCUUGCUGUGAGAGCUGUUCACAUGGAGAUAGUAAAAGACUUAACAGCUGAAGAAUGUCUGCUCGCGUUGAGACGUUUCAUAGCUUCCAGAGGAAAGCCAAAGAUGGUAUUAUCGGACAAUGCACCUCAAUUCAAGCUGACUUCAGAACUUUUGACGAACUCGUAUUGCGUAAAAAACAGCAUUAAGUGGAAGUUUAUCCCUCAAUUGGCUCCAUGGCACGGGGGAGUCUACGAACGGCUCGUAGCCCUGGCCAAGCAUUGUAUGAAGCGCACAUUAGAAAAACAUUUACUGAACGAUAACCAGUUACUUACAGUGAUUAAAGAGAUCGAGGGAGUCAUUAACACAAGACCUUUGACGUACGUCGGCGCAGAUUUGGACCGUGUGCUGAGACCAGUGGACUUCUUGAGAUUAGGUAAUUGCGUGGUCCCAGAACCGAUGGAGACAGACAACGUGGGCAAGAUCACUGCCACUAAAGUAGACCUCAUUGCUAGCUGGAAAAGAGGUACCAUGAUUCUAGGGGAGUUUAAGGAUAUGUUUAUAAAGCAAUACCUGACAAGUCUGAGGGAAAAGCACAGAUAUUCCGUCAAACAGCCUAGAUCCACUUCUGAUAAAUUACCACAAGUAGGGGAUAUGGUUCAGAUUUACGACGACUCUAAGAAAAGGAUAAACUGGAAAGAGGGGAAGAUAACAACCUUGAUCAAGAGUCGAGAUGGGCAUUGUAGGGUGGCAAAGGUGAAAGUUGGUGACAUGGAGCUUACCAGAUCCAUUGGCCACCUAUACCCAUUGGAAACUGACUGCAGCGGAGAAUCUCCAGGGCCAGAAAUUCCAGUAGUCGAACGAAUGGAUCUUACGUUACCUGCAGAUCAUUCUAACAUAAGAUUAGAUAACAUACUACCUGAAAAUAGUCUUGAUCUGGAUAAUCGAUCUGAGAUGCAAGAUAACAUGGAGGUACCAAAUGAGGUACAUAGUCAAAGACAGGCCGAGGCAGUCCAGGGUACAGAAUUGUCUACGAAAGAGUCUGAAGUUACUGAUAGGCAAGAGGAAUCUGUUCAACAAGAGUUGGAGGAUACUCCACAAGAGCAGGAACAGAGAGACUUACCUGCUGAGACGAGACCAGAGCGGAUUGCAGCUCAAAGAGCCCGAGAGAAGAUUGCUGAGUGGACACGCCACUUAGCAGCUCUUCUAUAAACUUCUUUUGAUGUCGGGAGUAUCGCGGAUCACCGCGAACCUGUGGCGGUGGAAAGAAUCUUCAGGCACCAGUGAGAAAAUGAUCAUAUCGUAGCGAAGCAGAACAUAUAGACCACCAAGCGGUGACUGGACGUUCAGGUAGGACUUGGAAAUUAUAAUUAUUACCGCCAACAUGUUUACGCCAAACCUAGGUUGAUAGUAAAUUUAAAUUCUAGUAAGAACUGAUAUCCAUAAUUGAAAGACAAAGUUAUUUAUACUUUGUCCUU